AUGCUCAAGCAACGAACAAGGGAUGCGGAGAAGAAACCUCCGAAGACGCCAGGCAAAGGAGAAUGCUGCUACCCAGGCCCUGGAUAUCCAACGCCCUUGGACGCCAUGAGAGGACCCCGAGAGAGGCUGAUAUACGUGACUUGCGUCUUAACUGGCACGGAGACCCAGAUGCCGGAUUAUCUUGCCACAGUGGAUGUUGAUCCUGAAUCUCCCACUUUUUGCCAAGUUAUUCACCGUCUGCAAAUGCCCUGCAUUAAUGAUGAGCUUAUCUACACGGGCUGGAAUACUGGUAGCAGCUGCUUUGGAGACUCCACCAAGAAACGCAACCGGCUGGUCCUUCCAAGUUUCCAAUCUUCGCGGAUUUAUAUUGUGGAUACUGGGACGGACCCCCAAGCUCCCUGCAUGUUUAAAGUUAUUGAACCUCAGGAGGUCUUCUGUAAAACCAAUAUGGCUUUACUACAUAGCCCACAAUUUUUGCCCGCCGGAGAUGUUGUGAUCAGCGCCUUAGGGGACCUGUACGGCAACGGAAAAGGCGGAUUUGUUGUUGUGGACGCGGAAACAUGGGACCUGAAAGGCACCUGGAAUCCCCCUGGGGACGCGGCUCCACAAGGAUGUGAUUUCUCGUACAAACCAAGGCACAACAUCUUAGUCAGCACUGAGUCUGGAGUCCCCAAGUUCUUUGUGAAUGGGUUCAACCUUGAAGAUCUGAAGAAAGGCCGCUAUGGCCGCCGCCUGAACCUGUGGGACUGGACCACCCACUGCCUUGUCCAGUCUUUUGACCUGGGGGAGGAUUCUUCCCCCUUUCAGAUCCGCUUCCUGCACAACCCAGAUGCCCCACAUGGCUUUGUGAGCUGCGCCUUGGAUGGUGCUUUGCAUCAUAUUUUCAGGAAGGAGGACGGCUGUUGGGCCACAGAGAAAGUUGUCCAGAUUCCAAAUAAGUUGGUCAGCGGGUGGCACGAACCUGAAAUGACAGCGUUCAUCACAUGCAUGGUCAUUUCUCUGGAUGACCGUUUCCUGUACCUGAGCAACUGGUUUCAUGGCGAUGUCCGACAGUACGACAUCACCGACCCUCACUGCCCUCAGCUGAAGGGCCAGGUAUUCGUAGGAGGCAGCAUCUUCAAAGGCGGUGCGGUGACUGUGAUUAAGGAUGAAGAGCUGGACUGCCAACCGGAUCCCUUCAUGCUCCAGGGAAGGAGAGUCUACGGAGGACCCCAAAUGCUCCAGCUGAGCUUGGAUGGGAAAAGGCUUUAUGUCACCAACAGUUUUUAUACACCGUGGGACAAGCAAUAUUAUCCGCAACUGGUCAGGGAAGGGUCAGUCAUGCUCCAGAUUGAUGUGGACACGGAGAACGGGGGUCUCUGUGUGAACCCGGACUUCCUGGUGGAUUUCGGGAAUGAGCCGUGGGGUCCCGCUCGUGCGCGUGAAAUGCGUUACCCAGGAGGAGAUUCUACUUCGGACAUCUGGGUCUGAGAUCUUCCUCCGAGCCCACCCCCUUGCCAAGCUAGCAUUCAGGGGGCAGGGAUGCAACCCCAAAAAGAUAGCUGGUUUGUAACAUAGUGCAGAUUUCCGCAUUUG
Molecule: messenger RNA, 1575 nt
Organism: Notechis scutatus (mainland tiger snake)
Lineage: Eukaryota; Metazoa; Chordata; Lepidosauria; Squamata; Elapidae
Source: RefSeq, a predicted model, not a curated record